AUGAACGAAAUAGAAAAAAUUUUGAAUGACUUGGCAAUUCGUAAAUUUCAAUUAGCAUCAGAAUUUCUAGCAUUGAAUAAAGAAAUGCAAACAAUUCUCGAUAAUUAUCGCCUCAAUCUAUCUAAAACCAAGUCAAUUUUAGGAUUAUCAGCAACAAGUGCUGCAUUUAUCGAUAAUCGCGAUUUGGAGCCAAUUAUUCGGAUUGAAAUAAAUUCAGAUGGAGUGUUUUCUGUAAUACCAAAUGAUGCACCGAACAAAGCAGUUGGAGGUUGUCAGUUUCGUCCAUUUGGUAUCCUGGAACCAUUAUGCGCAAAAGCCGCUCGACAUGACGUCAUCAAAACACUGCCGCUGAUUUGUGAAAUAGCUAGUAUAAAAUACAAAUUGAAAGAAGUGGAUGACGAAUAUCGUAAAGCGAAAGAAUCUUCGGCUUUGAUUAUCUAA
Messenger RNA from Brugia malayi, 441 nucleotides. RefSeq lists its product as uncharacterized. The transcript has 3 exons. The record is from RefSeq and is a predicted model, not a curated record. The coding region runs from base 1 to 441 and encodes 146 amino acids. NCBI's taxonomy places the organism in Eukaryota, Metazoa, Nematoda, Chromadorea, Rhabditida, Onchocercidae.